CACCGUGUUGUGUUUGAUCCAGGGUGGAGGCUGAAGGCUGCACCAGGGAACAACUCGUGAGGAUGACAGAGGAGUUGGAGGACCACCUUGUGCCCCUCUCCUGCCCCGUCGUCUUCUGCCACAACGACUUGGUCAUGAGGAACAUCAUCUGGGACCAGGACUCUGCCUCAGCCACCUUCAUCGACUAUGAAUACGCUUCUCACAACUACCAACCUUAUGAUAUCGCUAACCAUUUUAAUGAAUAUUCUGGGGUCGAGGAGCAAGAUUACAGCCUGUUCCCGAGUCUUGCUGUACAGAGGGCGUGGCUAAAGAGCUACUUGGCGCAUUACCACGGGCUGCCAGAAGAUCAGGUCACGUCCCAGGAGGUGGAGAUGUGGUUAGGCUGGGUCACCAAGUUCACCCUGGCUUCUCAUCUCUUCUGGGUUAUGUGGGCUUUCCUCCAGGCUUGUCACUCCUCCAUAGACUUCGACUAUAUACAGUAUGGCAUCGUGCGGCUGGCAGAGUACAAGAAGAAGAAGCAGGAAGUGUUUGAAGUUGUCGUACAGCCCUACUGCCCUCCUUCCCCGCCAGCCACCAUCAACAACAACAACAUCCCAACAAACAUGUAAUAGGAAGAAGGUGCAGUACGUAGUGUGUUUGGCUAAGGUCACGUCUCUACAAGAUCGUCAAAAGUCAUCCUGAGUCCUCACAUACAACACUCCGACAAGGAUUAAGGUUCCUCCUAUCAACGCUGUCCCACAACACUGCUCCUCGAGUCCUCCUGGUCGUCCUCCAACAUACCGAAGAAAUGUGGCAUAACUACUAAACUAUGACGACGGUGGAAUUGCUUCUCAUAACCUGACAAACUGACAUAAAAAACCCACAGGUCCUAUGAGACGCUCUCUUUCCAGACAGAUAAUAGGUAAACACCCAAGUCCUUUACCCCAGAACCUUACGGGAGUUUGUGUGUCUUGAGAAUGUGUUAUGGAAAACCGACCAACAUCUCCCAACUUCAGCCUUACCCAAUCACAUGUUGCAGAAGUAAAAUCACAAAGUAGAAGCAUUAAAAAAAUAAAUCACGUUGUUGCAUAAGAAAAAAAUAAAUCACUUUGUUGCACAAGACAAAAAUCAAAUCAAACAACUUCCUCCUCCUAAAAGUACAUCUUGAAAUAAUUAAACUCACGAAAUAUAAUGUCAUACACCAAGACGACUAAUUAUCCCUGUACUGUUUUAGUAAUAUCAAGCUGUCCAUAUAUUAGGCUAUAUAUCUGUCUAUAUAUCUAAAUUAAUAAGCUUACAUAUAUAUUUGAUUGUAUAUAUGAGCUAAGAUAUAGAUAAUAAUAAAGUACUUGAUAUAUUAA
Messenger RNA from Homarus americanus (American lobster), 1340 nucleotides. Its product is annotated as ethanolamine kinase 2-like. Gene Ontology annotation, cellular component: cytoplasm. The coding region runs from base 63 to 608 and encodes 181 amino acids. The record is from RefSeq and is a predicted model, not a curated record. Gene Ontology annotation, biological process: phosphatidylethanolamine biosynthetic process. Gene Ontology annotation, molecular function: ethanolamine kinase activity. The transcript has 4 exons. Lineage: Eukaryota; Metazoa; Arthropoda; Malacostraca; Decapoda; Nephropidae.